ACGACAAAAGAGACCAUUGUUGCGGUGCCGGUGGAGAAACCAGAAAAGAAAAAAGAUAAACAGAGGCAUCAUGUAUAAUCGAUGAUGCUGGUUCGUCGAUCCAUACGUGGGCAAAGCUUACGCAAACUCACUAUAUAAUCUGCAUUCUGUCAGACAUUGACUGGUUUUCAUUUCUCUCUUCCAUUUCCUAACAAAACAACAACAAAGAGUAUCCCAAGCUUUUCUUGGACGAACCAAUUUUCAUUCAAUUUCUCAUCUUCAAUUAAUUUAUACACUUAUUAUACCGUCUUUAUUUCUUUCUCUCGAAGUUAUUAUUUUCGUUUUUUCCGAAUUUUUUGUUUUUCAAUCAAAUCUUAUGUCAGUUUUUGCAUGAAGAUUCCAAGUUAAUCGAGAAAUCUGUAAUUUGAAGCUAUUUAGCGAUGGCGAUCUCGGAUUCGCCACCGACUGAGCAUGUUGAAUCCGUUCGUAGGCGAUUAAACGCGACAGGAAUUGAUAGUUUUAAAGCCUCGACUUCUUCUUCGACGAUGAUGGAGGAAUUGGAGAGUUUGAAGAAAGUUUCUAAUGGCGGUGAUUUUGAUAUGAUUGUUGAUGAAAAAGAAAAUUGUCAACAGAAUAAUUCCGAGAAAGUUGCUGAUGGCGGUGGAGUGCAAGGUUUUGAAUAUGCGGUUAAGUAUUCGUAUCGACCAUCGGCACCGGCUCACCGGAAGGUUAAGGAGAGUCCUCUCAGUUCUGACGCCAUUUUCAGACAGAGUCAUGCUGGUCUCUUCAAUCUUUGCGUGGUGAUACUUGUUGCUGUAAACAGCCGGCUUAUCAUCGAAAAUCUGAUGAAGUAUGGUUUACUAAUACGAGCUGGUUUCUGGUUCAGUUCAAAGUCGUUAAGAGAUUGGCCUCUUUUUAUGUGCUGCCUUUCACUUCCACUUUUUCCACUGGCUGCUUUCUUGGUAGAAAAGUUGGCUCAAAGAAGGCGUAUAUCCAAUCGGGUUGUCAUCCUGCUUCAUACAUUAAUAGCCACGAUUUGCAUUUUAUAUCCAGUUUUUGUGAUACUCAGGUGUGAUUCUGCUGUUCUUUCGGGUGUUACAUUAAUGCUAUUUACUUGCACCACGUGGUUAAAGUUGGUAUCAUAUGCCCACACAAGCUACGAUAUGAGAGCAAUCGCUCAAUCAUCUACUAAGGAGGAUGCAUUAAAGGCGGAUUUCCCUUAUGAUGUCAACUUCAAGAGUCUGGUGUACUUCAUGGUUGCUCCAACACUAUGCUUCCAGCCAAGUUAUCCUAGGACUGCUUAUAUUCGAAAAGGAUGGGUGGCUCGUCAAGUUUUGAAACUGGUGAUUUUCACUGGAGUCAUGGGGUUCAUCAUAGAACAAUAUAUCAAUCCCAUUGUACAGAAUUCACAACAUCCUCUGAAAGGGAACUUGUUGUAUGCCAUUGAAAGGGUUUUAAAGCUCUCAGUCCCAAAUUUGUAUGUGUGGUUGUGCAUGUUCUAUUGCUUCUUCCACCUCUGGUUAAAUAUACUGGCUGAGCUUCUUAAAUUUGGUGACCGUGAGUUUUAUAAGGAUUGGUGGAAUGCAAGAACGUUUGAAGAGUAUUGGAGGAUGUGGAAUAUGCCUGUACAUAAAUGGAUGGUUCGCCACAUUUACUUUCCCUGCUUGCGCAAUGGAUUACCAAAGGGUGUUGCAGUAUUGAUUGCCUUUCUUUUAUCUGCCAUAUUUCAUGAGCUGUGCAUUGGCGUCCCUUGCCAUAUUUUCAAACUUUGGGCUUUUCUUGGCAUUAUGUUUCAGGUUCCCUUGGUCUUGCUGACAAAUUUUGUGCAGAGGAAGUUCCAGAACUCGAUGGUUGGAAAUAUGAUAUUCUGGUUCAUCUUCAGCGUAUUUGGUCAACCAAUGUGUGUUCUCCUUUAUUACCAUGAUCUGAUGAACCGCAAAGGCAAAUUGUCAUGAUACUUUCCAACUGUAAAAAAAGUACGUCAAAUGGGUAAAACGCAAUGAAAGAAGGCUCGUGCUUGCAGAGAUCCCUAUUACCAUUCUAUUUCAAGCUACUAUAUAAAUGUUGGUUCAUGCUAAUACCUCAUGCCAAGUGAGUCGUAUUUCAAGCAUUUAUUUUCUGUAUUAGCAAUUUUGACUCCCGAAUCACGUGCCCCCUUUGCAAAUCGAGUCAUAGACAUAUUCAAUCGAGAUAAGAAGCUUUCAUUUAAAUUUGUACAUGAUGUGUUCUUGUUUCUGUUUGAUUUCAGAGUUCGAGUAAUUUAGUGCUUAAUUGAUCAACUUAUAUGAAGUUAUCAUGUAAAGUUCUGGAUUGCUAUACAUUAUAAAGAUAUUAGAUUUUCAGGCAAUAUGCUGCCGUGGUA
Molecule: messenger RNA, 2341 nt
Organism: Amaranthus tricolor (Joseph's coat)
Lineage: Eukaryota; Viridiplantae; Streptophyta; Magnoliopsida; Caryophyllales; Amaranthaceae
Product: diacylglycerol O-acyltransferase 1A
Exons: 16
Coding region: 420-1934 (504 amino acids)
Biological process (GO): triglyceride biosynthetic process
Cellular component (GO): chloroplast envelope; endoplasmic reticulum membrane
Molecular function (GO): diacylglycerol O-acyltransferase activity
Source: RefSeq, a predicted model, not a curated record